AAUCCCCUGAUCAGCGCAUACCAGAUAUUCCAGGAGAAAGACUUGACACUCCAGCCCCAGGCAUUAGCACCAUGUCUUACCUUCCAGCCCUGUUCAAGUACGUGGAUGAACACCAGGAUGAAUAUGUCCAGCGCCUGGGUGAGUGGGUGGCCGUACAGAGCGUCUCGGCCUGGCCCGAGAAACGUGGCGAGAUCAAGAAAAUGAUGGAGAUGGCAGCCAAAGACAUAGAGAGGCUGGGCGGGACGACCGAGCUGGUGGACAUCGGGAAACAAAAGAUGCCAGGCGGUGAAGAGAUUCCUCUCCCUCCUAUAAUCCUGGGUAGGCUUGGUUCUGACCCGGGCAAGAAGACUGUGUGCAUCUAUGGGCACCUAGAUGUCCAACCUGCGCAUAUUGAGGAUGGUUGGGACUCUGAGCCCUUCACUUUGGUGGAGAGAGACGGAAAACUUUAUGGGCGUGGAUCUACUGAUGACAAAGGCCCUGUGCUCGCCUGGUUUAAUGUCAUUGAGGCAUUUCAGAAGAUAGGACAGGAGCUGCCCAUCAACAUCAAGUUCUGUUUUGAGGGGAUGGAGGAGUCCGGCUCUGAGGGUUUGGAUGAUUUGGUGUUCUCACGCAAAGACUCGUUCUUUAAAGACGUGGACUACGUUUGCAUCUCGGACAACUACUGGCUGGGGAAGACCAAACCCUGCAUUACAUACGGCUUGAGAGGAAUCUGCUACUUCUUUUUAGAGGUCGAAUGCUGCGAUAAGGAUCUGCAUUCUGGAGUGUUCGGUGGCUCUGUUCAUGAAGCCAUGACUGACCUGAUUACUCUCAUGGGCUCAUUGGUGGAUAAGAAGGGAAAGAUCCUUGUGCCGGGGAUGUAUGAUGGUGUUGCCGAGCUCACUAAUGAGGAGAGAAAGCUUUAUGAGAAGAUCGAGUUCGACCUGGAAGAGUACACCAAAGACGUGGGAGCCCAGCGUCUUCUGCACAGCACUAAGGAGCAAGUGCUGAUGCACCGCUGGAGGUACCCUUCUCUUUCACUGCAUGGCAUCGAGGGUGCUUUUUCUGCCGGCGGAGCCAAGACGGUCAUCCCGCGCAAAGUCAUCGGCAAGUUCUCCAUUCGCUUGGUGCCUGACAUGGACCCCAAAGUGGUGGAGGAGCAGGUCGUCUCCUACCUCAAUAAGAAGUUUGCCGAGCUGGAGAGCCCCAACAAAAUGAAGGUGACCAUGGGCCACGGCGCCAAGGCCUGGGUGUCUGAUUUUAACCAUCCUCACUACAUGGCUGGUAGAAAAGCCAUGAAGACUGUGUUUGGUGUUGAGCCAGAUCUGACCCGCGAGGGAGGAAGUAUCCCCGUCACUCUGACUUUCCAAGAGGCUACCGGACGCAACGUCAUGCUGCUUCCUGUCGGCUCAUCAGACGACGGAGCUCACUCUCAAAAUGAGAAACUCAACAGGUCCAACUACAUCCAGGGUACUAAAAUGUUGGGCGCUUACUUCCAUGAAGUGUCGCAGCUCAGUUAACAGGAUUGCUGUGGAUCAGUGUAACCAAGACGGCUUAAAAAGGGAAUAAAAAUCAUCCUUCUUAAAUUAGGAGGUUUUGUAAUUAGAUGGAAUAUUUAACACCAGAAUGCCUGUCAAUAACAAUGAAGUAUAUAUAAAAAAAAAACUGUGAUAUUUAAAUCAGGUAUUAUUUUCAGUGAUAAACACAAGCAUUAGUCUAAAUAUUAGACUCGGUGGUUUAGGUUGUCAUGUGACCUAAUGACGGAUCAAACUGAAGCAAACGACUGACAAGAUACAUGAGAACUUUAUGUGUAACAAGUAAAAGCUGGUUCUUGUGUUUUAAUCCAACCCUGUAUAAACAAAUCAUGAAAUAAACAUGUAGCUGCUCUGGAGGCUUAAA
Messenger RNA from Silurus meridionalis, 1875 nucleotides. It is a transcript of the gene cndp2, whose product is annotated as carnosine dipeptidase 2. Gene Ontology annotation, cellular component: cytosol. Gene Ontology annotation, molecular function: metallodipeptidase activity. Lineage: Eukaryota; Metazoa; Chordata; Actinopteri; Siluriformes; Siluridae. Gene Ontology annotation, biological process: proteolysis. The record is from RefSeq and is a predicted model, not a curated record.